CCUCCUCCUCCUCUUCCACCAAAAGCCCCACCUCACCAGGUUCCGUUCUGAACCCCACCGCCCAGUCCUUCUUCCCAUGCUUCGCCAACCCCACAGAGCCCCUCACCGUGGUGGUGGCCCCAAUGUCAGAAGUAAAAUCSAAUAAGAUGGACAAACCAGAGAAAGAGGAGAAGAUGGACAACUUCGAGAAGUUGGACCAAUUUAAGAUGCUCGAUAAGCUAGACAAAGUGGAGAAGAAGGAUACGACUGCGAAGACUGAAGCGUCAGUGAAGGUGGGGUACGCAGACCCACUGGACAAAGAAGAGAAGAUAAAUAAAAUGGACAAGGCAGAGAAAACAGAAAAGCUGGAGCCAACAGAUAAGGCAGAAAACACAGAUGAGGAAGAAAAAUCUGAGAAGAUGGAUAAAAUGGACAAGGACAAGAAGACUGACAAGGUAGAGAAGAUGGACAAGGUGCAAAAGACCGACAAAGAAGAAAAAACUGAGAAGAUGGAUAAGGACGAGAAGACUGACAAGGUAGAGAAGAUGGAUAAGGUGGAAACACCUGAGAAGACAGAACAGAAAGAACAGAGUAUUGAAAAAGUGGAGAAGACCCCAGAAAAACAGGAGACAUCAGUGAAGUCGAACACAUUUGACAAGAUGGAAACACAGUCUGACAAGGAGAAGACAGCCCAUGCUGGAAAGGUAACAGUAACAGCUGAGAAAGAAACAGACAGAGAAGAGAAGCCCACAGACAAAGUGGAGGAUGAGGAGAAGACAGAGAAAACAGACAAGGUGGAGGAGGAGAAGAAGAAGACAGAGAAAACAGACAAGGUGGAGGAGGACAAGAAGAAGACAGAUAAAACAGACAAGGUGGUGGAGGAGGAGAAGAAGACAGAGAAAAUAGACAGGGUGGUGGAGGAGGAGAAGAAGAAGACAGAGAAAACAGACAGG
Molecule: messenger RNA, 932 nt
Organism: Salvelinus sp. IW2-2015
Lineage: Eukaryota; Metazoa; Chordata; Actinopteri; Salmoniformes; Salmonidae
Source: RefSeq, a predicted model, not a curated record